Fulvia fulva is the source of this 822-nucleotide messenger RNA. RefSeq lists its product as uncharacterized. NCBI's taxonomy places the organism in Eukaryota, Fungi, Ascomycota, Dothideomycetes, Mycosphaerellales, Mycosphaerellaceae. The transcript has a single exon. The coding region runs from base 1 to 822 and encodes 273 amino acids. The record is from RefSeq and is a predicted model, not a curated record. Gene Ontology annotation, molecular function: metal ion binding.
AUGACGUUCCCACUUUCGCUGUCAAGCGGCUCGGUCGGUUCAGCAAUACUACUUGGCCUUUUCAUCUACGCGCUCACCACAGGACUCGACCAUGUUUUCGAGCCUUCGGUAGCCACUCCUCUACGCUGGAUAUUGUUCGCAGCAGUGCUCUUAGAGAUGCUGGGCGACCUCAUCUUGAUCAACGCACAUGUUCAUCUCGCUCUAGGCGGAUGGCCGACGCGACGAUACGGAAGAUUGCCCUCGAAGGACCAGAUCAUCGGAUCACUUGCGCCCUACCUGGAAGCAGUAGCCAAGGAUGACAUAUGCGCAUUCUGCAGAGGCCCUUACGAAGAUCCUCUCGAGCUACCGUGCAAUCAUCUGUACUGCAAGGACUGUGUCAAGACUCUGAUCGAGUAUGGGCAUAACAAGUGUGGUCUCUGCUACCAGGAAUUCUACGGUCCUGCCGGACCUGUGCUUUCAGCAACGGCGAGGAGCAAGCGCACCGAGGCCAAAUCCGAACUACUCUGGGACCUGAUGCUCUGGUUGAUGCAUGCAAUCUGCCUCCUGUUGAUUGUGAUGUACUGGACUAGCAUCCACGCCAUUCUCGACUCCAAGUCCUGGGAGCUUGUGGCAGCUGGUCAUCUCACCCUUGCGAUGCUCACCACAGCGUACCUGAUACAGGUCAUGCUCUUCGCAGAGAUAUUAGACUGUAUUUCGAACUUCCGAGAAGAUUGGUGGAGAGAGAUUCACAAGUGCAGACGCUGGAGAGCAUGGUAUUGGGUAUUGGACUGCGUCGCUGUGGUUGCAGUGGCUUUGGUUGUAGCCAAGCUGCUGUGGAAAUGA